AUGGAAGGGCACACAGCACACCAUGUGGUGAGUGACGACUUUGAGGACAUUGAUUUGGAAGAGUGCGUCCCAGAUGAGGCCGAGCUGCCAGACGUGGACUCCGACCUGGCCAAAACGCGGCUCGCGCGGCUGGUGGCCAUGAUUGAGCGAAUGGAGCCCACCCGCCCCGAGAUCAUGCGGGCGGUGCCCCUGCAUCGAGUGCUGGCGUGUGUGGGGAAGGUCUUCUGGACGGCGGAGGGAGAUUUCUUUCAGCUCAGCAAGGAGACGACAUCUUAUGAUGAGUUCUUGAGUCAUAGCUGGCAGGUCGAAAGCUGGAAGAAAGUCUUGCUCCUGAUGAUCUUGAAAAAUGGCUUUCCUGCCAGCGUGAUCGGUACUUCGGGAGCUUUGCUCAUGGUGGUACUUUGGCAGUUCGGUUUCCUACCUGGCUUUGUCAAGCUCGAGUUCCAGUUUUCCUUUUGGUGUUCUGUUGUUGGCAUGACCCUUGGGCUGUCGACCCUGAUAUUUUGGAGAUCUCACCGCUUAGUGUUUGUUGAUAGAAUGUGCAUCAAUCAAUUUGAUGGACGCAUGAAGGCUGAGAGAAUCAUGAACAUUGGAGCUAUGCUGAAGGCUUCCAAAUCCCUUCUUGUCGUUUGGGACGAAUCGUAUGCGGAUCGAUUGUGGUGCAUCUUCGAGCUCGCUGCAUUUCUGAAGGCUCAUCCAGAAGUGUCCAGCGGAAAAUCCAGAAUCCUGCAGGUGAAGCCCUUGAUGCUAGGUUUCACUGUAUGCAAUCUGUGUGUAUGUGUCUUUUUGGCUGGCACUUUUGGCGUGCUCAAUCCCGCAGAAGAUCUGAUGGUCAUUUGGUCAUUGCUGUUGUUGUUCAUGCUCUUCGAGGGCCUCUCAUUAAGCCAUACUGUCCGCGGAUACUAUCGAUCCUUGGAAGCGAGCAACCGUAAGCUGCAGCAGUUUGAGCUGCGCCAUUCUUUUUGCUGGUGUUGCAGUGUGAAUCACCUGAACCCUGCGAGUGGCCAGCCCAUUCAAGUGUGCGAUCGGGAGAUUGUUCGCCAAUGUGUGACCAGCUGGUUUGGCUCGGAGCAAGAAUUUGAUCAUUCGGUGCGAUCAGUUGUCGCCCAUGCACUUAAACAACAACUUGGAUGUGAUGCAUUUCCAUACACUUGGAUGCUUGGCUCCACCACGCCUCUCUUGUGGCCUCUAUUUGACUUUGUGGCAUCCUACCAAGGAGCAGAAAAGAUGCGUUACCUAGCCCCAAGCUGGGCGAUUAGGAUUCUGGCCUACUGGCUUUGGGGCAUUCCUUUUCCUGCAACGGUUGGGCUUUUCGCUGCACGCUGUUUGCGAGAAAAGGGGCAGAGCAGAUUCCGAGACUUUCUGAAGACUCUCUUGGUGAUCAUAAUCGCUGCGCCCUGCGGACUUGUGGUGAUCGGUUGGCAGAUUUACAUUGAGCUGAACUUUUUCGAUGAACUGCAGAGUGGUCAUGAGACAUGGGCUUCGUUGCUCUUCGUGGGUGGCUGUGCUGUGAUGUUUUGGGCGGCUCGAAAGGCUUAUCACCUCAGCAAUCAGCGCUUCUUCAAGAGCCUUACGCUGGCGACCUCAUAA
Durusdinium trenchii is the source of this 1590-nucleotide messenger RNA. NCBI's taxonomy places the organism in Eukaryota, Dinophyceae, Suessiales, Symbiodiniaceae. The record is from the annotation of a GenBank genome assembly.